Messenger RNA from Fusarium pseudograminearum CS3096, 4518 nucleotides. RefSeq lists its product as uncharacterized. Gene Ontology annotation, molecular function: chromatin binding; transcription cis-regulatory region binding; RNA polymerase II general transcription initiation factor activity. The record is from RefSeq and is a predicted model, not a curated record. Gene Ontology annotation, cellular component: transcription factor TFIID complex. Bases 1 to 4518 code for a protein of 1505 amino acids. Lineage: Eukaryota; Fungi; Ascomycota; Sordariomycetes; Hypocreales; Nectriaceae. Gene Ontology annotation, biological process: transcription initiation at RNA polymerase II promoter. The transcript is spliced from 2 exons.
AUGGCUGCCCUUGCCAUGCCUCAGGCUCCUGAGCCUCUGAAUCACUCUCUUUUGGAUGCGGAUGACGGAACAGCUUCUGUGGAUAAUGCACCAAUCCUUGAAUAUUUUGUUCUCAAGCAAGAGGUCAACCUCGAGGUCAACUUUCGCGACAAGCGCAUCGACGGAACAACCGAUAUUUUCCUCGUAACAUUUAACGACAAGGUCGACGACAUAGUAUUGGAUGCCGCCGACUGCGAGAUCGAUACCGAAAAUGUCUACGUUGCCGAACUUCGAGAAAUCAACGGUGAUAUUGUCGAGGGCCAAAAGCGAAAGACUGCUGCGACCUACAACGACCCGUAUGCGAAACUAUCACAUCCCGCAAGCUGGAGUUUGAGGGCCGACCAUCACGAUAUUCGCCGCAAACGCGCUCAGUCUUUAUUCAGCAGCCGAAAGAAAGAUGUCCCCGCCGAACAUAGAGAGUUUGCGGGGUGCACCCCAGUCUAUCGAUCGCUCAAGGUGAAUUUGCGUGGCAAGGCCGAGCCAGAUCGUCCGAGACUCAUCAUCAGGAAAUCGAUGUUAAGUGCCGACUCGACCGAGAAAACAAACAAGCAGUACAAGAUCACCAUACCUUUUACUAAUGUUAACCCGCGAGAUGGAAUACAAUUUGUCGGUGUCGACCCCCUGGAUAACCGAUUCACGCACAUGUACACACGAAGCUCAAUACAUCCCGGGACUUCAUCUUGCAUCUUCCCAUGUGUGGAUGAUCAUGGAUCACGGUGUGAUUGGAGGAUAUCAAUCAAGUAUCCCCGUACAUUGGGUGAUGCUCUACAGCAAGCACUUGCAACGCAGCAGAAUGGCAACAACCCAGACAAGAUGCAGAUUGAUGGCCAAGAACGAGCCUCUUACCUUGCCGAGGAAGACAAGCUCCGGGAAAUGUCAGUCGUCUGCUCAGGAUUCCUUAUGGAGGAAAUAGUCGACCCUGAGGACGACCACAAAAAGAUCAUGACUUUUGAGCCCGAGAAAAAAGUAUCCGUACAGAAGCUUGGUUUUGCUGUAGGCCCCUUUGAGCAUAUCGAUCUGUCCUCCGAAUUCCGAACCGAAGAGGAUGAGAUGAAGCUUGGUAUGAACGCACUCAAAGUGCACGCCUACUGCCUACCGCACCGUGCCGACUGGGUUCGCAAUACAGCAGCAGCCACCACUAUGGCGGCCGACUUCUUCACCUUCACGUUCGCUCGAUAUCCCUUUGGCAACUUCAAGCUGUGUUUCCUCGACGAUAUGGUUCAAGAUACUGUGUCAUUUUACUCUAUGGCUUUUAUCAGUAAUCGCUUAUUGUUUCCCGACGAUAUCAUCGACACAGAGAUAGAUGUCACUAGAAAAAUCGUCCAUACAUUGGCUUAUCAAUGGAUCGGCAUCAACAUGAUUCCUAACACGAGGAACGACAUGUGGCUCAUUAUUGGCAUUGCGCAUUUCAUGACCGACCUUUUCAUGAAGAAACUGUGCGGAAACAAUGAAUACCGGUUCCGGAUGAAGACGUUGUCUGAUAAGCUCGUUCAGGUGGACGUUGACCGACCUUCUCUCUACGAUCUCGGUGCUUAUCUCCACUUGGGGGAGUUCGAGAUGGAUUUUAUGGCCCUUAAAGCUCCUGUGAUUUUCUUCAUCCUGGACAAGCGGCUUAUCAAGGCUUCAGGAGGACAUGGUCUGACCCGCAUCCUCUCCAAGAUGCUGACAAAAGUUCAGAUCGAGGGUUCUGAUAAGGCUACUAUCCUUGAAACGGAGAAAUUCCGAGCAACGUGCGAGAAAGGAGCCAAAUACCGACUGGAGAGCUUUUGGAACCAAUGGGUUUAUGGCUCAGGCUGCCCCCGGUUCGAUGUCAAGGCAAAAUUCAACAAGAAGCGAUUAUGUGUUGAACUUACAUUGAAUCAAAUUCAGUCCAUGAUGGUCAAGAAAGCCCCGCUGGAGAAGGAAGACUUUCUACGCGUUGUCAAGGAACGUCGGUCUGGUGUUAAGGCCAGCGAAGUUCAGCCAUUGUUUACUGGCCCGAUGACUGUUCGAAUACACGAAGCUGACGGAACCCCUUACGAGCACAUUCUGGAGAUCCGCGAAGAUGCCACAAGAUCCACAAAGUUUGAAAUUCCAUACAACACGAAAUACAAGAGACUCAAGAGGACUCGGCGGAUGAAAGAAAAGCAAAACGUGGGCGCCAGCAUGGAUGCGGAGAAUCUAGAUGACACUCUACUGUACUGUCUGGGUGACGUUCUCCAAACACCAGAGGAGCAGGCCCAAUGGGAGUUGAUUGAUUGGGAUCCAGAAACCGAACGCAAAAUGGACCAGGAAUCGUACGAAUGGAUCCGCGUAGAUGCUGACUUCGAGUGGUCUUGUGAUAUGAAACGGACACUGGAACCAUACAUGUAUGUGUCGCAACUGCAGCAGGACAGAGAUGUUGUUGCUCAGCAGGAUGCCAUGCUAUAUCUUACACAGGGCCCUUUACAUCCCAUCGCAUCAGGUUUCCUUACCAGAACUCUUGUGGAUCGUCGCUACUUUCAUGGCAUUCGGACCAUGGCCGCGGAGGCACUACCACGACAAGCCAACAUCAAGGACUUGUCCAUGCUUGGUCUUCGACAACUAAUGAAGGCUUUCAGCGAAAUGUUUUGUCAUAAGGGAACGAAUCAGCCCAAGCCAAACGACUUCUCGGACAAGAGGCAGUACAACGUCCAGUGUGCCAUCAUCAAGGCCAUUGCACAAGUCAGAGACGCAAACACAUACAAAUGUCCGCUUGAAGCUCGUCAGUUUAUCCUCGACCAACUCCUCUUCAAUAACAACGAAGACAACCCUUUCUCCGACCAUUUCUACAUCGCGACUCUUGUGGAAGCCCUUGCGACUUCUCUUAUUCCUUCUAAACAAGACGAUUGGUUUGCCAUGCAAAACAAGAUUCCCAACGAAGAGGAAAAACAAUUCCUGGAAAAGGCCAUCGAGCAAAUUGAGAGAGUUCUUCGCCGGGACGAGUGGACGCACUCGUAUCAGAAUGUCUGGACCAUUGCUGGCCUCAGUGCAAAGCAACGGCUCAUGAAAGCAGAUGUGAUUCCGAAGAGUUACGGCGACUUCGGCCAGUACCUCCUCGAUGGAACGAGAGAUCUUAUCCGUAUCAAGGCGUUCGAAGGUUUAAUCGACUUGGGGGCCAUGCUGGAUCCUACGGUGUUUUCAUUCUUGACCUACGCCCUCAUUACUGAUCGGUCGCCAUAUGUUCGAAACAAACUCAUCGAGGCCGCUGCCUCUGGCUUAGCAGCCAUCGCUUUUGGGGAGCACACGAAAGUCACUAAGAAUGAAUCUCCCCCCGAAGACGAAGAGGGAGAUCUAUUGCUGGUGCAAGACAGUGCCCAGGAGAUUGAGGCGCGAAAAGAAAUGUUCGCGCGAAAAGAAAACUUGGACGCAGCACUCAAAGCUCUUCGUAGGGAAAUGGAGCAAACGUAUGGAGGUGAUGAGCGUCAUUAUAGUACUGCUAUGCGCAAGGCCCUGGACCACCCAGAUCUUGGGCGGGGUGAGAUGGAAAGCAUGUUGGACUUGGCUGCGAUGAUGUUUGAGGAAGCCGGUGACUGGGUGGUCACAGUUCCCUUGCCAAAGGCCUGGUCAGUGGAGAGAGAGAGGCCUGUGCAGCAGCUCUCCAAUAGCUUGAUGAUGAAGUUCAAGGCUCAUUACAAGACGAAACCAAAAGACCCUGUCGUUCAACCACUACCCCUUCCAGCCCCCGCGCCUGUCGCUCCUAUUGCUGCCCCUGCGGAGCCUAAGAGACCCGUGCCCUUGCAAAAGACUUCGUCUAUCAAAAUCAAUACGCACAAGACGGCGCCUCCUCAGCGGCCGAGCGUGCCGCCUCAACGCCCAAGUAUUGCCGCUCCGGUUCAAAGUCCAAAGCCGAGCCAAACCAAGGGAGAACGAGACACUAUUGUUGCCUCUCCUGUUCUUUCCCGGCAACCAAGUGCUUCCUCUUCAUCAGGUUCAAAGCCUUCAUGGCCACCCGAGCCUCCCUCUUCCACUAAUGCCAAGCGACCCCGACCAGACAAGGAUGAACACCACACUCCUGCACCAAAGCGUCCGAAGGUUGAGAAACCCUUUGGAGCCGACUCUGGCGUUGCCGCCAAGAAGAAGAAGAGACGCAUGGUUAGGCUCAAGGUUACACCACAUCGCCUUGCCAGCGUGAUGAAAGACCAGAAGAAACCCAUCAUUAGUGGGCGAACAUCACUACCAUCAGGCGGCUCUAGAGAUGGUCCUCUCCUUCUGUCAAACUCAAGGUCAGAUUCGAUUACAGCCAAGCCCGCAAGAAAACCCCUUCCAACAGGUGACGCGGCACGAAGGCCCUUGCCCGGAGGCCCCGCGUCAUCACCACCGGAAAGAAAGAUUUCUUUGAGCACACAUUCAAACUCAACGCCGAAGCCCAAGUCUGCGAGCCCGGCGACAAGUACGCCACCUCCCGGAGCACCACCCGCUCCACGAACGAAGAUCAAGAUCAUCAGAAAGUCGAAUCCACAACCACCACCGGCUUCUUAA